AUUUCAUUUAGCAUGGUUACAGAAUAUGUCUGUUGGCUGGCUGCUGGUGAUCAUCUACCGCUGGGUAAACUUCUACCGCUGGGUAAACUUCUACCGCUGGGUAGACUACUACCGCUGGGUAAACUUCUACCGCUGGGUAAACUUCUACCGCUGGGUAAACUUCUACCGCUGGGUAAACUUCUACCGCUGGGUAAACUUCUACCGCUGGGUAGACUACUACCGCUGGGUAAACAACUUUUUGUAUCUCUAACCCUAACCCUAAAUACUAUUGCUUGGUAAACAACUAAUGCUGGAAAAAAUACUAACACUAGUUAAACUACUGUUGCUAGGUAAACCACUAUUGCUAGGUUAAUAAUUAUCGCCAGGGGAACUUCUACAACAACCUUUGUUUUGAAGCAUCAUUAACCUACCAGGUUAGUCAUUUACAGAUUUUAAAUGUCAGCCCUGUUUGUUAGUAUUUUCAGGAUAGAUUGUUAGAAGGGAGUCAUUAAGUGGUGUGAGUCUUUUUCUGCUCAGCACGCUCAACAACUUACCAAUCUCAGCAUUGCUGGGACACAGUCAGCACCAUAGUUACCAGUCAACAGAGGCACACUAUUCAAACAAACAAUAAAGCUCCCGUUCUUCUGAUUCGUGGCUUGAAAUAAGGAAGUGAACCAGCAGGCACUGUGAUAGGUCAAGCAGCUUGUCAAUCAUUGGUCACAACGCAGGAGCCUCUCAUAGAACAAGUUAUGCUGGAGUACUGCAAAGCCACAGGUGCAGUCCACUGCAGAGAUUGGCCCUCUGAUCCAAGCUGUUGGUCAACCAAAUAGAUGAGUUGAUAACUACUAAGGUAAAUAAAACUAAGUAAAAGAUAGAUGAAUCUGCAGUAAUAUUUAUUCUGGACCUUGAGAGGAGACCAUAGUGCUGAGGAGACCAGAGUGGUGGAGCUGUUAGAGUCAUGGUGAGUGGGAAGAGGCUGGCCCGGGGGUCCCUGCUGCCCUCCUUGUUGGAGGACGGUGAUGAGGAGACAGAGUGGGAGAGAGAAGAGCUAGGAGGAGUGGGUGAAAGGCCCCCCAGCAGGGCUCCGAAGCUCCUCAGCAGAGACGGUGUGGACGACCAGUCUCUCUCUGGGCAGCAGACCGUGGCCUGGGCAGCGUGUGACUUGCGUGGGCCAGCAGGUCCUCCAGGGGAGGUGCGAGACUGCAGUGAGGAGGAGGAGGAGGAGGAGGAGGACUAUGACACUGACUUAGAGCUGGAAGUCACAAGAGGAUCAUACGACCGAACCGGGCAGGUGUGUUACGUGGAGGCUUGUAAGCUGUUUCAGGUGGUGCCCGCCUCCUACGUCCUGCAGAACAUGCAGAGCAGCGAGCUGUCUCUGGCUCACCGUGGCCUAGGGCCCCAGGGUACGAAAGCGCUGGCGGUUCCCUUGGUAACCAACACUUCCAUCCAGAAGCUGAACAUGCGAGAUAAUUGGAUGGAGGGGAUGGGCGGAGCCGCCGUGGCAGAGAUGUUAAAAGAAAAUUGUUAUAUUACAGAGGUGGACCUGUCAGACAACCGGCUGGAGGAGCGUGGCGGGCGUGCGGUGGGCGGCAUGCUCCAGGAGAACACCACCUUGGUGCGCCUGGGUCUGUCAGGGAACCUCCUGGGCCAGUGGGGGGCCCAGCACCUGUGCCGAGCUCUCACCACCAACACCAAGCUGCAGGACCUGGACCUCAGCCACAAUGGCCUGGGGGAACACUCAGGGGAGAGCUUAGGGAAGUGUCUGUCUGAGAACACCGGCUUGCGAUGGCUCGGUCUGGCGUGGAACUCCAUAAGAGGGAGAGGAGGAGUGAUGCUGGCCAGGGGCCUCGGGGCAAACAUAUUUCUCAGAGCAUUAGAUUUGUCUUUCAAUGGCUUGGGGAAGGAAGGAGCCAUUGCUCUGGGAGAGGCACUCAAAGAGAACAACACUCUGGAAGAAUUGAACAUAAGCAACAACCGUGUACCUCUUGAAGGAGCGAUCCAUCUUGCUCUGGGCCUCCGAGUCAACAAAACGCUGAAAUCUCUCAAUAUGGGACGGAACCCCAUUCAGAAUGCUGGUUGCUAUGGAUUCAUGAAGUCUUUACAGGGAAACCCACAAUCCGGAUUAGAGACCUUGGAUUUUGCUGACAUGACUGUUAACCAGGAUUUUGAAGAUUUGUAUACAAUAGUUAAAGAGACCAUCCCUAUGCUUGUUGUUAAACAUGGAGGCAAAAUAGACACAUUCAGAACAAAGAAAGCUGGAAAACCCUAAUGUUACAGUCAAACUAUAGGGUUAAACAAAAUGUAGUCUACAUUUCAUUGUCCUUGGUGGUACAAAAUAGGCUUAUUGUAACAUUGCUGUAGUUUUAACAUAAUGAAAAAUACAAUAAAUGAAUUGGUACUGCACUUGAUGUUGUCUUACUCCAGUUUGCAUAUUGUCAA
Gadus chalcogrammus (walleye pollock) is the source of this 2418-nucleotide messenger RNA. RefSeq names its product leucine rich repeat containing 74B (gene lrrc74b). The transcript has 11 exons. Lineage: Eukaryota; Metazoa; Chordata; Actinopteri; Gadiformes; Gadidae. The coding region runs from base 938 to 2248 and encodes 436 amino acids. The record is from RefSeq and is a predicted model, not a curated record. Gene Ontology annotation, molecular function: protein binding.